This is a messenger RNA of Suillus subaureus, 2080 nucleotides long. RefSeq lists its product as uncharacterized. Lineage: Eukaryota; Fungi; Basidiomycota; Agaricomycetes; Boletales; Suillaceae. The transcript has 4 exons. The coding region runs from base 335 to 1768 and encodes 477 amino acids. The record is from RefSeq and is a predicted model, not a curated record.
UUAUGUUCGAUUCUGAGUCUUGCUUGCGUUGUGAUCGUCAAGCUUAAUGCGCUGAGCAACGUUCAAAUUGUCGAGAUACUUGUUUCUAAUUAAUAUCAUGUCCUCAACGUAUAACUCCAUCCAUUAUCGUGCUGAGACUCGCACUCCCAGUCCUUGCUCGUCAUGCUAAUAGUUCUACUGCCGCUGAAUGAACACUCGACCAGAGUGCCUAGUGUUACUUAACUCUAAUGGGAUCUUCAUCAGGCCUCGACUUGAAGACUUCAUCACUAUCACACAUAUUAUCUCCCCUCAGUGCAUGCCCUCAAUUCAGAAUUCAACUCCAGACGCAUCAUAAAUGCUCAUUCCACCAGCAUCUGACGGUUCUGAUCCCCUUCUUCAUUUCUUCGCAUUUCCCCUACUUAACUAUGGAAAGCGUGUAAGGGCAGAGCGCAUCGUCUCCCGUACCCUCCUUUAUAUUCGCACUCUUACCCGCGCGCCGCCGCUACCUGUCCACCGCCAUGCUCUCAUCACCGUUUCCCCUGCUGUCAAGUGCAUGUCACAGAAGCGCUCAGGAAAGAACGUUCAAAAUAAGAGAGGGAAGACGGUGGAGGAGCGUUUAGCACAGGAGAUUAUUGCUGUUGUUAACGGAGAUAGCAAAGCUAUCACUGAGAAAGGGCUGGCGCGUGGACAUGCCAUGGUCAAUAGACAACGGCCGGUCUGUGCAUCUUGCACGGAUUUGUGUGCAGUACAAGCAAUAUCGCUGGAUCAUGAUGUGACGUCAAUCAACGGUGCACUGGAUACACACAAAUAUCCCGCUGCACGACCGCUCUUCCAUCAGGAAGUCACAUGCACCGGAGGCUAUGCUCAUAAGCGAAAUAUAUUUAAUCUGCUUGUUCAUAAUGCGCCAGCCCUCCUGUCUCUGCCUCCCAUGACAGCUUCUUCCAAACUGACAGAGAAAAAUUGGCAUCCAUCCAGCCUUCUUGCAUAUGACACACUUCCGGGUCACCAGGACUUUGACCCGAUAAUAUCUGACGCGAAGUCCACUGCUGAUACUGGAACCGAUUUCUACGACCGCAGUCUGACGAGUCGCAGAUAUGCCCUUGUCGGAGUGGCAUGCUCAUGCAUCUUCAGUUGCUCAUGCAUCGUUGUGGGCAUUGUCAUUCUGGCUAAUCACGGAGUCUUGGGUGUGGUCAUGGUCAACACAGCCCCCGUGAAUGUGGAUGAUGUUCGGUUACCCUUGCAGUGGGAGAUAUUCACCCUGACACUGAACUUAAUUAUCACGUUAUGCACUGAGUCCAUAGGCUUCCUAUACGGCAUCUCAUUGCGCUCUGCGCUAGCCUCUGAGUCCCGGCUUCGCUUCAACACCAAUCUGCGCCUUCUAACCGCAGCUCGUGGAUGGUAUAACCCUAACGGCGCUCUGCUUAACGGUAUCUCGGCUGUCCUCCUCAUUAUAUCCUACAGUUCGGCCUCACUCGUCGUGUGUCUCGACUCUCCGUCGACACCAACAUCAGAAAUACUGGACGGUGUUAUUGCCUUUACAGAGUUACCUUUCAUCAUUUUGGGCGUUGCACUCCUUCUUCAAGUGACGAUCGCAUUGUCAGCGAUGCAGGCUGUCAAAAUAUUGACGUGGAGCUCCUCACCUUUCGACUUGACCGCCGCACUGGUCCACCACACGCGAUUGACUCCUGUUACUUUGCGGUGCAUGCGUUGUGUAUCUGACCCUAGACACGGAUGGAGGUCCAGCAAAGCCACGAGAGAUACAGCCCUCGGCGUGGCAUGCUCACCCUAGCAUCCGGAAAGUUGUCAUUUUUCUUUGGGUGAUCGUUGCAGCAUGCGCUGGAUGGGCCGCACUCGUCAUGUAUAUCUGGGACAAGUACUUGAGUUACGCGUCCAAUGCGCUAACCCCACAAACGUGGUCGUUCUUGCCUAGGUUGCUGUCCAAUCAAAUUCAGUAUUAUCUUCAGAAUUUCAGUUUUCUACUGUAGAUUCUGCUCUUGGUCAACAUCGCAGUUGUCCAGGGACCGUUGACACUUGGGCUGCAUUGCUCGGAGCUCAUCGCAAAUGUCAUUCGAGACGAAAGACAGUGGAGAUGCGCUACCGG